AUGGUGACGGCCAAGGAGGCCGCGGCGGCGGCCAUGGACGCCAGCAAGUACGUGCGGUACACGCCGGAGCAGGUGGAGGUGCUGGAGCGGCUCUACUACGAGUGCCCCAAGCCGAGCUCGCUGCGCCGCCAGCAGCUCGUCCGCGACUGCCCCGUCCUCGCCAGCGUCGACCCCAAGCAGAUCAAAGUCUGGUUCCAGAACCGCAGGUGCCGGGAGAAGCAGCGGAAGGAGUCGUCCCGGCUGCAGGCGCUGAACCGGAAGCUGACAGCCAUGAACAAGCUGCUCAUGGAGGAGAACGACCGCCUGCAGAAGCAGGUCUCGCAGCUCGUCUACGAGAACGGCUACUACCGCCAGCAGACGCAGAGCGCGGGGCUGGCGACCACGGACACGAGCUGCGAGUCGGUCGUCACCAGUGGCCACCAGAACGUGGCCGCGGCGGCGGCACAAGCCCAGCCGCGCGACGCAGGCCCUGCUGGGCUCAUGUCCAUAGCGGAGGAGACACUGACGGAGUUUCUGUCCAAGGCCACUGGGACCGCCGUCGAGUGGGUCCAGAUGCCCGGGAUGAAGCCUGGUCCGGAUUCCAUUGGAAUCAUUGCCAUCUCGCAUGGUUGUGCGGGUGUCGCUGCGCGAGCCUGCGGCCUCGUGGGUAUGGAGCCUGCCAAAGUUGCUGAAGUCCUCAAGGAUCGGCCGCUGUGGCUACGCGAUUGCCGAUCUAUGGAGGUGGUGAAUGUUCUUCCUGCCGGUAACAAUGGCACAAUUGAGCUUCUCUACAUGCAGCUAUAUGCCCCCACAACGCUGGCGCCAGCUCGCGACUUCUGGUUGCUGCGGUACACCUCCAUUCUUGAUGAUGGAAGUUUAGUGGUAUGUGAGAGAUCACUCAGUACCAAGCAUGGCGGCCCAAGCAUGCCUCUUGUCCAGCCUUUUAUCAGGGGUGAAAUGCUUCCUAGUGGGUUCUUGAUUCGGCCUAGCGACGGUGGAGGCAGUGUUAUACACAUCGUUGAUCAUAUGGACUUGGAGCCUUGGAGCGUGCCUGAAGUCGUGCGGCCACUGUAUGAAUCAUCUGCAAUGGUUGCUCAGAAGAUGUCAAUGGCGGCUUUGCGCUAUCUUAGGCAGGUUGCUCAUGAAGAUACCCAUUCUGUAAUAACCGGAUGGGGACGGCAGCCUGCUGCUUUACGGGCUCUGAGCCAAAAGCUCACCAGAGGUUUCAAUGAAGCUCUCAAUGGGCUUGCUGAUGAUGGAUGGUCUGUGAUUGAAAGUGAUGGAGUGGACGAUGUUUGUAUCUCUGUGAACUCAUCCCCGAGUAAAGUGAUCAACUACAAUGCAACUUUCAAUAAUGGAUUGCCUGUAGUCGGUAGCAGUGUACUCUGUGCAAAGGCAUCGAUGCUGCUGCAGGAUGUUUCUCCGCCGGCACUCCUGCGCUUUAUGCGGGAACAGCGGUCGCAGUGGGCUGACAGCAAUUUAGAUGCAUUCUUUGCUUCUGCAAUGAAACCAAAUUUCUGCAAUUUGCCUAUGUCUCGCCUUGGAGGAUUUAGUGGUCAGGUCAUACUUCCUUUAGCCCACACGUUUGACCCUGAAGAAUUCCUCGAGGUUAUAAAAUUAGGAAAUGCCAGUAAUUAUCAAGACGCACUCCUGCACCGUGAUCUGUUUCUGUUACAGAUGUACAAUGGGGUAGACGAGAACAUGGUAGGCACUUGUUCAGAGCUCAUCUUUGCCCCUAUAGAUGCAUCAUUCAGUGAUGACUCACCACUGCUCCCAUCUGGUUUCAGCAUCAUUCCAAUCGACGCUCCUCUUGACACAUCCAGCCCCAAGUGCACGUUGGACCUUGCCUCCACCCUUGAAGUUGGAACUCCCAGAAGCAGGAUAAAUGGGAGCGGUCCUGGAAAUUCUGCUUGUGCUGGCUCAAAGGCUGUGAUGACGAUCGUGUUUCAGUUUGCCUUCGAGAGCCAUCUGCAGGACAGAGUUGCAGCCAUGGCGAGGCAGUACAUGCGAAGCAUCAUCGCAUCAGUUCAGAGGAUCGCGCUGGCGCUCUCCUCCUCGCGCCUAGUUCCUCAUGGCAGCAGCAUCAGUCACAGUCCUGCUAGUCUGGAGGCAACCACGCUUGCCAGAUGGAUCUGCCAGAGUUACAGAUUUCAUUUUGGGGCUGAGCUUAUCAAAUCCGCAGACGGUAGCGGCUGUGAAGCAGUGCUAAAAACCCUUUGGCAUCAUGCCAGUGCUAUACUCUGCUGCUCUUUGAAGGCCUUGCCAGUGUUCACGUUCGCAAACCAGUCCGGCCUCGACAUGCUGGAGACGACCCUGGUGGCGCUGCAGGACAUCACCCUGGAGAAAGUGUUUGAUGACCAAGGGAGGAAGAACCUGUGCGCGGAGCUCCCUGGCAUCAUGGAGCAGGGGUUCACGUGCAUCCCCGGCGGGCUGUGCGUGUCCGGCCUGGGCCGGCCGGUGUCGUACGAGAAGGCGCUGGCGUGGAAGGUGCUCGACGACGACUGUGGCGCGCACUGCAUCUGCUUCAUGUUCGUCAACUGGUCGUUUGUGUAA
This is a messenger RNA of Miscanthus lutarioriparius, 2532 nucleotides long. The record is from the annotation of a GenBank genome assembly. NCBI's taxonomy places the organism in Eukaryota, Viridiplantae, Streptophyta, Magnoliopsida, Poales, Poaceae.